Cutaneotrichosporon cavernicola is the source of this 1623-nucleotide messenger RNA. RefSeq lists its product as uncharacterized. NCBI's taxonomy places the organism in Eukaryota, Fungi, Basidiomycota, Tremellomycetes, Trichosporonales, Trichosporonaceae. The record is from RefSeq and is a predicted model, not a curated record. The transcript is spliced from 5 exons. Bases 1 to 1623 code for a protein of 540 amino acids.
AUGUUAGGAGAGACAAUCGAAACCCUUGUGAGACAUCGAGAGCAAGCCAUCAGCGCGUUGUCCGAGUACAUCGCCGAUCUCGAGGAGGAAGGUGAACAGGAAGAUAGCUGCACCGUGGCGAAGGAGUUACUCGCGGUGCAGAAGGAGCUGCUUGAGGGUCUCCGCACAGGAGGCAUCAACGCCACGCCCACGGAGUGGCACAUGGAGCAGAUUGUUUCCGCCCUCACGUAUCAUGUGGACUACGACUUCAAGUUGGCUCAUGUAGAGGCUGGAAACCGUGACUCCAGCUUCUACAACGCCCGCCACCAUGAGCUCAUCCGGCGCAUUGUCUUUACGAGAAGAUCUUCCUCGCUCGACUCCGCGGAGCUAGCGACCCCAGUCAACUCUCUCGGAUGCCGCCCGACCGAAGUUCUCGGUCAGGCCAUGGCACUGGCCAUCGGCCCUGGCGCUGUUAAGGCGAUGGCGGCAGCGGCACACAAGCACCCUCGCGACGGCCAGGAUAGUCAGGAAAAGCGUACUCGAAAGGUUGUGCUCGUCGACAACGAGACGGGAGCCGACCACGCGCCGCAGAGAGCCGAAUUCGACACCUCUCGCACCGAGAUGACCGAGAGCAUCGCUAGUACUGACUCGGACGACUUCCUCCCGUGGCACGGAGAGAACCACCAAACCUUCCUGUCGCACUGCGAGGCGGUUGCCUUCGCCCUGGACGCCUACAUAACCGAUCUGGCGAAAGACGAUUCCGAACUCGCCCUCGGUCCGGCCACUUUCGCUAAAGGGCUCCUGACGACGGAACAGGAGCUCAUCGAAGUCCUCGCUACCGAUGAGGGCGCCUCUCCGACAGCGUGGAAUAUGCGCGAGAACCUUACCGCGCUCGCAAACCACGUCUUCAAUCUCGAGUGUCUCCAGGCUCGCUUCGAGUCCAGCAACCCGGAGAUGAGGUUCGAACGCAAGGAGGAAUACGAGGCCGCACGCCGUACUCUCUUCAACGAGAAAAUCCUCCUAGCUCGAUUCCAACGAGCAUCCGUACCGGAUGGUUCCCACGACCCGACUGCCCACGACCUCGCCAGCGUCCCUCUCCGCGGCAAGCCCCGGAUUCCUUCCCGUGCCGACUCUCACGCUAGCGACAACCCCGGGUUCGACAAGGAGAAGGGGAUGACCCCGACCCAGGACAGCCGCACCAAGCGUUUCCUGAGCGGCAUCAAAACCACAGCCCAGACCAAGGCUCUCGUGCAGGCCAGGAACCUCAUGGGACGUGCUGUCGAAGGCAUGGAGGCCACCACGAGCAAGCGUGGCCGUGAGGCGGGCGACGGCGAGAACAAGGCGGAGUACCCCAGUAAGGUCUUCCUUGUCGAGGACGGCGAAAACGAAGGAGGCGACGACACGAAGAAUAAGAACGGCAGAGAUCAUCGCGCGAACAUGACGAAGCUCGUCGCACUCCAGGCCCUCUCGGCCGCUGCGCACAGAUCCGCGGCGCAUGCCAUCGCCCUCGGCGCUGCCAAAUUCCAACGCGAGUGGGACGACGUGGCGGAGCUCGAAGAGCUCAGGGCCAUCGCGACGAGCAUGAAGGAGGCGCGUGGCGCAGCGCUGGAGAUGUACAAGGCGACGAACGACAAGGAGGCGUAG